AAAUAUCGAUAUUGCUAUCAACGAUAGUAUUGGGGCCAUCGAUUUUUGUUCCAGCUCUAAUUUCGGGCAUAGCCAGAAUCCAUCCCAGCAACGCCAGCUUAAUCGUGUUGACGGCCCAGAGUCCGCGAUUAAAACGAGAGCGAAGCUUAAAUCCAGCGGAAACAACGCCCACUUGCUACACAGCGAAAUCCAAAAUCCGAAAAUCCGGCGAACCGAACCGAAGAAACUACGCGUGUGGUUGGAUUUGGACGAGCGAACACUGCACAUUCCGAGCGCAUUUAGCCACCCACGAUGGCCGAGACAUACACCUUUGGCACCUCGCUGGCCUCCAUCACCUGCCACGCAUGGAACAAGGAUCGAACCCAGAUUGCCUUAUCGCCCAACAACCAUGAGAUCCACAUAUACAGCCGGGAGGGCAGCGACUGGAAGCUGGCGGACGUGCUCAACCAGCAUGAUCUGCGCGUCAUGGGCAUCGACUGGGCCAAGAACACCAAUCGGAUUGUGAGCUGUGCCGCCGACCGUAAUGCCUAUGUGUGGACGCAGGGCGACGAUGGCAAGUGGAAGCCGGCGCUGGUGCUGCUUCGCAUCAAUCGGGCGGCCACCUGCGUCAAGUGGUCGCCGGCGGAGAACAAGUUCGCUGUGGGUUCGGGCGCACGACUCAUAUCCGUGUGCUAUUUCGAGUCGGAGAACGACUGGUGGGUGUCGAAGCACAUCAAGAAGCCGAUCCGCUCUACGGUCACCUCGCUGGACUGGCAUCCGAACAACGUUUUGCUGCUGGCCGGCUCCACGGACUACAAGGUGCGCGUUUUCUCGGCCUUCAUCAAGGACAUCGAGGAGCCACCGACGCCGACGCCGUGGGGCAAUCGCAAGCCCCUUGGCCAGCUAAUGGCCGAGUUCCGCAACUCGCAGACCUCGGGUGGCGGCUGGAUCAACAGCGUGAGCUUCUCCAGCGACGGUAACAAGGUCUGCUGGGUGGGCCACGACAGCUGCGUGAGCAUCGCGGACGCUACCAAUAGCAAUACCGUCAUUCGCUGCCGCACCGGCUAUCUGCCCUUCCUGUCAUGCGAAUGGGUCUCGCCCACGUCCGUCGUGGUGGCCGGCUAUAGCUGCGUGCCACUGCUCUACAGUCUGACUGCCGACGGCAAGCUGGUGCUGAGCGGCAAGCUCGAUAAGUCGCAGAAGAAGGAGUCGAGCGGCAUCACCGCCAUGAGAAUCUUCCAGUCGAUGGACCGCAACAUGCGCACGGAGAACACGGAUACGGUGGUCGAUUCCAUACACCAGAACGCCAUCACCAGCGUGCGCCUGUAUGCCGGCGACAAGGCGAGCGCCACCAAGGUGUCCACUUCGGGCGUCGACGGGCAGCUGGUCAUUUGGAAUGUGGAGCAGGGCGGCAUCAAUGGCGGCAUGCGCAACCUGCAGAUCUAGUGCGGCCCGGAACGGACCAGCGUUACGUGUUAUUGUCUGUUAGCGAGUGUGUUGGCCUGGCCAGGAGCGCAGUAUUUGCCAAAAUGUUUUCCAAAAUCGCUUUUCCCAUUGUUCUGUACCGUGCGAAAGCCUUUUUACAUAAAUUAACCGAAGAGAUUGUUCUUUUCCCCAUACCCCCAACUUCCAUAAUGGUUCCGAAAGUCUGUGUGUGUGUUUUAAAGUGUUUCACCUUUAUAGCAAACUGAAUAAAAUGUUUUUUAUUCGUAAAAUCAA
This is a messenger RNA of Drosophila mauritiana, 1698 nucleotides long. It is a transcript of the gene Arpc1, whose product is annotated as actin-related protein 2/3 complex subunit 1A-B. The record is from RefSeq and is a predicted model, not a curated record. The transcript has 3 exons. Lineage: Eukaryota; Metazoa; Arthropoda; Insecta; Diptera; Drosophilidae. Gene Ontology annotation, biological process: Arp2/3 complex-mediated actin nucleation. Gene Ontology annotation, molecular function: actin filament binding. The coding region runs from base 292 to 1425 and encodes 377 amino acids. Gene Ontology annotation, cellular component: Arp2/3 protein complex; actin cytoskeleton.